Messenger RNA from Salvelinus fontinalis (brook trout), 1332 nucleotides. RefSeq lists its product as uncharacterized. The record is from RefSeq and is a predicted model, not a curated record. The coding region runs from base 43 to 1332 and encodes 429 amino acids. The transcript is spliced from 2 exons. NCBI's taxonomy places the organism in Eukaryota, Metazoa, Chordata, Actinopteri, Salmoniformes, Salmonidae.
AAGGGAAUAGAGUUUGGUCACACCUCUCCUCGGCACGGCCUCAUGCUGCUCCACUGGCUAGCCAACAACAUUUACAAUGACAACAAUGGCAACAUGAGACUCAAUUUCAACCCAACCAGGGGAGACUAUGGCAUUCAUUUCUAUAGAAACGCAGAUAAUCCCCAUCCAUUACCUAUUCUGCCCCAUCAACGUGGAAGUUACUACUCACUAGGGAACCUUGUUCACAAUAACAACAACGAUGCUUUGGCACUUCCUGAUUAUGUAACUCAAAGAUUCUACAACUCAAGGGGACCUGAGAGCAACAGGGACAGGGUCAUACUCAGAGUUAGGGAGGAAGAGUCCAAUCAGUUCAUAGUAGACGAGGUCUAUGUCACACAGCACUAUCCACCAAAUGAAAACACAGGAACUGGCUAUGAUCCAGUCAAUACACACCUUGUCAGUUUCAACCUCCUAACACAAAUCCAACGUCUCACAACCAUUGGCCGAAAUGACAUUCCACGUAUAUAUAAUGUAGAGAUCAACCACAACAGUCUGCAGAGUCUGGAAAACAUCUGGGGGGACACACCUGGUCUGGCACUUCUUCUGGCUAUUGUAUUGUCCUUUACAUUUAGGGCGCAAUCAUGUCGUGUAACAUCACAAAGUACCUUGAAGCAUGAAGAUAAUGCAUUGAUUAAGCUUGAGGUGAAAACCACAGAUAGAGGAAAAGCCAGGAUCAUCUGGAGUGGGAUCCCCAAGAGGCUAUUAGACCAGGGUGUAAUGGUGGUUCUUCAUAGGAACAAUAACAGUAAGAGCAAGCUGGACAGAUCAUCAGUCGGGGGCCAAGCCUCUGGAAGCUAUAACACCUCAGUACCCCUUAACCCUGGUCUCCAGGUCAGGCUCUGUAAGGAGGUAAACAAUUGGUGGACUUACUUGAGGUUUGGGUCCACUAUCAGAGAGGAGAUCUGGAGAGGUUCUGAGUUUCACAAUGCCAACAGAGAGAUUCCUGUUGAUAUUAUCGGCUAUGAUGCCAGUCUGCAGCUCUUUGUAAAGGAUGGAAAGGCCUGCGCUCGUCUGUACGUAAAGAAAUCCUUCACUGCCUGGAAGGAAAUGUUUAAUAACUCCUGGGUUGGGUUCUACUCUUCUGAAGGCACCCUGGAUCAUAAGACCUGGCAAUGGGCUGUAAAGUUCUCUGAGGAAAGCCGCUCAGAUUUGGAAGAAAUACCUGAGUAUGAUGUCUAUGUGUACAAGUCUAGUAUGACCAUGUCUCCUGGGGUCCAGGCCAGAUUCAUACUGGAGAAAUCUGGGGGUGAAAAGGCACGCACUCCACCCUGGGAGAGACUUGUCCAGGGGUGA